Molecule: messenger RNA, 438 nt
Organism: Exophiala bonariae
Lineage: Eukaryota; Fungi; Ascomycota; Eurotiomycetes; Chaetothyriales; Herpotrichiellaceae
Exons: 2
Coding region: 1-438 (145 amino acids)
Molecular function (GO): hydrolase activity
Source: RefSeq, a predicted model, not a curated record
AUGCCUGGCCAAGAUGACUACCUUGCAAAGCCAUCUGGCGAGUGCUGUCUCAAGGGUUCUAUUCAUGAAGGGGAGGGCAGGGGUCGCUUCGAGACAGUCUCUGGCAUGAACACCUAUAUCACAUCCCCCAAAGAGGGAACGGCAAAUGGCAAUAUUGUCUUAUACUUUCCAGAUGUUUGGGGCUUCUUCCCCAAUGGCUUCCUCAUCAUGGAUGGAUUCGCGGAUGCAGGUUACCAGGUUCUGGGGCCUGACUAUUUUCGGGGGGAUCCAGUAUGGAAACAUCGUAAAGACAGAAAUGAUAACUCGGAUCCCAAUUUCGACUACGAGGCAUGGAAGGUCAAACAUAUUACCUUUGCAGAUGAAGCGGUGCCGAAAUGGGUUACAGAGGUCAAAUCAAAAUUUGGUAACUCUGAUACAAAAUAUGCCUGUGUAGGGUGA